AUGCUCAUCCCCAGUGGUGCCGCCACGGUUGUUUGUGCUGCCGUUGCCCUAACCGCCACCUCCCUUGCCCCCACCUACCCCUUUGCCGUUAUUCCUAGCCUGCUUGCAGGGCUGGGUAGCGUUGAGGGAGGAGGAGGAGGGUUGGGAGGAGGCGAGGUUGACAAUGGGGGUGCGAAGUUUGACUUCGGUGUCUAUGAUCCACUGCUCAACGGAGGCGAGAUCGGCCAUGGGAUUGGCUUAAGUAAAGGCGUGAAGGCGGGAUUCAUAGUCUGGGGUGAGGUUAAACAGGAGGCGAUGGAUUUGGAGGUGUUCAGAGAGGCCGGCCUGGCGGGCUUCGAGGCGAUCAGCUACUUCUCUCAUACGUCCGACAUAGUCGACCGCUCCGUCACAUGUAGUGAGGGUGAUAGAAAAGUACUCUUGAAAGAGGAUGCCAACCGAGCUGAUGUCGCGGCGCUCAAACAUGGCAUGGAGUUCGGCCCAAAUGACCAAGGCACGGAGUUCCCGAGCCUGGAAGCGGCGCAUAAGGGAGUCAGGGAGAGCACCGAGGAGAACGGUGCAGGCGCGGGUGUCAGCAGCUGUCCAGGCGAUGAGGUUUGGGGUAAAGGUAGCCAAGUCGUCCGUGUAUUUGGCGACGACGGCAAGAUGAGCAUUGCGGCCAGCAACUGCCUGGUCAUAGGCUUCAACUGCUGCAUCGUACUCGGCUUUGCGGAUAAGCACUCCUAUGACUCCUUCUAUGAUGCCUUCACCAGUGCACCCUGCCCCCACCCGGCCGCCGCAACCCCCGGCCUCCUCCCUCCAUUUUUUUUUCCCCUCUCGGCUAUCCCGCCGCCUUCCUCCCCCCCCUUUAGCGCCCUUUCCCUCCGCAGCUCCGCGGCCUCGACGCCGCCUCCGCGCCAGCGCCGCCGCGGCCUCGCCAGCCGCUGCCGCCCGCGCUCUUCCCCUCCGCGGCCUCGACACCGCCUCCGCGCCUCCCCGCCGCCUCACCAGCCGCCGCCCGCGCCACUCCGCGGCCUCGACGCCGCCUCCGCGCUAGCGCCGCCGCGGCCUCGCCAGCCGCCGCCGCCCGCGCCCUUCCCCUCCCCGGCCUCGACGCCGCCACCGCGCCUCGCUGCAGCCUCACCAGCCGCCGCCGCCCGCGCUCUUCCCCUCCGCGACCUCGAUGCGGCCUCUGCGCCUCGCUGCGGCCUCACCAGCUGCCGCCCGCGCCACUCCGCGGCCUCAUCAGCCGCCGCCGCCCGCGCCCUUCCCCUCCGCGGCCUCGACGCCGCCUCCGCGCCUCGCCGCGGCCUCGCCAGCCGCUGCGCGCGCUACCCCGCGGCCUCGACGCCGCCUCCGCGCCAGCGCCGCCGUGGCCUCGCCAGCCGCCGCCGCCCGCGCCCUUCCCCUACGCGGCCCCGACGCCGCCUCCGCGCCUCGCCACGGCCUCGCCAGCCGCCGCCCACGCUGCUCCGCGGCCUCGAUGCCGCCUCCGCGCCAGCGCCGCCGCGGCCUCGCCAGCCGCCGCCGCCCGCGCCCUUCCCCUACGCGCCCCCGACGCCGCCUCCGCGCCUCGUCGCGGCCUCGCCAGCCACUGCCGCCCGCGCCCCUCCCCUCCGCGGCCUCGACGCCGCCUCCGCGCCAGCGCCUCCGCGGCCUCAACAGCCGCUGCCGCCCGCGCCCUUCCCCUACGCGGACUCGUCACCGCCUCUCCUCACGCCCCGCCGGGACCACUGCGGGUCCACCCGCGGCCAUCCAUCAUGGCUCACGCCACACCCUCCCCCUUCCCCCCUCCCUCCUCCUAUCGAUACCUCCUCUAUCGAUAAGCUGCAGCUCGCCGCGGACAAAUCCGCCGUCAACUGGCACUCCUUCAUCGGCAGCAUUCGUCGAGUUCUCUCCGAUGCAUGGGUUCCCCCCUACCGCGUCCUUGACGUCAUCCUCCGCCGUCCCCAUGCUCUCCCCCCCCACCGCUCCUGA
This is a messenger RNA of Closterium sp. NIES-65, 1953 nucleotides long. Lineage: Eukaryota; Viridiplantae; Streptophyta; Zygnematophyceae; Desmidiales; Closteriaceae. The record is from the annotation of a GenBank genome assembly.